UGACUAUGAAAUGAAAGUCCAUGAGGGUAGCAAUGGAGCUGUGUUCAUGGAAGGAGGUGUUCAAGCUUAUGCAUAAAGAAACUCAGUUCCAGCAUAAAUUCUGGAUUCUGAUUUCUUUGAGGACUCAGUCUCUCUUCUAGAAAGAUAAAGAUCUCUGGUUUUAUAUCUGCCAGAGAACACUGGGAGCAAUCCCAAGUCACAAACUUGGGAACUGACAAGUUAAUGCUGACCAGGCACCAGACCAGACUUGGCAUCAAAUAAAACUCUGCUUACUCCCCAAAGCGCAGCUCCCCUCUACGCAGGCGUACUAAGAGGGGCGUCUUGGCAUCUUGCCAGAGAAGCCUCUGGAUUCAGUUGACAGCUGCCCCUCCCAGCAGGAGGCACCCUCUGUCCUCGUGAAGAUGUCAAUGAUUCUCCGAGGGGUUCGAGUGCUGGAGUUGGCCGGUCUGGCCCCAGGCCCCCACUGCGGCAUGAUCCUGGCCGAUUUCGGGGCCCAUGUGAUUCGAGUGGACCGGCCAAGUAACGGAGGGACAAAGUGGAUAGGUGGAGGAGGGGUAAAGUGGCUGGCCCGCGGGAAGCGAUCCUUGAUCUUGGAUCUGAAGCGGCCGGAGGGGGUUACGGUGAUGCGCAAGCUCUGCCGUCAGGUGGAUGUGGUCCUGGAACCCUACCGACAAGGUGUCAUGGAGGAAUUUGGACUUGGUCCAGAGAUUCUGCAAAAGGAUAAUCCGAGGCUUAUCUAUGCCAGAUUGACUGGAUUUGGUCAGUCGGGAAGAUUGUCUAAAGUAGCAGGUCAUGAUAUCAAUUAUUUGGCCUUGUCAGGUGUGCUGUCAAAAUUAGGUAGAAGCAAUGAGACUCCUUAUGCACCACUAAAUCUUCUGGCUGACUUUGGUGGUGGUAGUUUGACGUGUGCAUUGGGCAUUGUUCUGGCUCUUUAUGAACGUACACAGUCUGGCAAAGGCCAGGUCAUUGAUGCAAAUAUGGUAGAAGGAACAGCAUAUUUAAGUUCUUUUCUGUGGAAGUCUCAAAAUGCAGGACUCUGGAGUCAGCCUCGAGGAAAGAAUUUAUUAGAUAGUGGAGCACCAUUCUAUGAAACUUACAGGACUUCUGAUGGAAAAUUCAUGGCUGUUGGUGCCAUAGAACCUCAGUUCUAUGCACUGCUAAUUAAUGGACUUGGGUUAAAUUGUGCUGAACUGCCACAUCAGUGGAGUAUUUCUGAUUGGGAAGAAAUGAAGAAGAAAUUUGCAGAUACUUUUGCAAAGAAGACACAGGCAGAAUGGUGUAAGAUCUUUGGUGGCACAGAUGCAUGUGUGACUCCUAUUCUGAGUCUGGAGGAAGCUACCCUUAAUGAGCAUAACCUAGAACGGGGCACUUUUAUCACUGAUGAGGAUCAUAAAGUGAGCCCCAGACCUGCUCCUCUGCUUUCAAGAACACCAGCUGUUCCCUCUACCAAAAGGGACCCACUGGAAGGAGAACACACUAUAGAGAUACUUCAAGAAUUUGGGUUUAGCCAGGAAGAGAUUAAUCAACUUAAUUUAGCUAAAGUUAUUGAAAUAAGAAAACCAAAAUCUAACCUAUAAACUCAUGUCUGUAGAGUUUAUUGGGUUUGAAGAAUGAACUUAAUCAAGAGUUUAUACAUGGAGAAAGAAAAUUAUAGAAUAUUUGUUGGGAUAUCCAAAUCUAGGAAUAACCUGUAACUAAAAGAUUAUUUUGGUUGCACAGAUUUACUUUUGGCUUAAAAAUGUUGUGUUUUUAGUAUAAUGCUCACAAUAGAUGAUCAUUGUAUAAAAGGUGCCUUUUAACUCAUCUUUUGAGUACAUUUGUUAAUAUUAGAACAUGGAAGGGAUUUUCAUGUUCUCAAAUGAAUUAAAAUAAGUCAUUUUGUAAAUGUAAAAACCUUAUUUAAUAAAGUUCAGUGAUGCCUUAAGACAAAGAUAAAAUAAACCCCUUGAUCAGUGA
Monodelphis domestica (gray short-tailed opossum) is the source of this 1956-nucleotide messenger RNA. It is a transcript of the gene AMACR, whose product is annotated as alpha-methylacyl-CoA racemase. NCBI's taxonomy places the organism in Eukaryota, Metazoa, Chordata, Mammalia, Didelphimorphia, Didelphidae. The record is from RefSeq and is a predicted model, not a curated record. Gene Ontology annotation, biological process: bile acid metabolic process. Gene Ontology annotation, molecular function: alpha-methylacyl-CoA racemase activity. Gene Ontology annotation, cellular component: mitochondrion.